Dermacentor albipictus is the source of this 1776-nucleotide messenger RNA. RefSeq names its product transmembrane protein 45B-like. The record is from RefSeq and is a predicted model, not a curated record. NCBI's taxonomy places the organism in Eukaryota, Metazoa, Arthropoda, Arachnida, Ixodida, Ixodidae.
UGGAUGCAUGUGGGGAGAGCCACGUCGAAGAAGAAUCCAGCGGUGUCUGAAGCAGUGCACGGUGUACAUAUUACCUGCUGUUCCUGCGUUUGCGAGUCCCGGACUGCGUGACGGACUUCAACGGAAUGGCCAAGAGUGCGAGCCAAGCGGUGACCGGCUGGGAGAGCGGCUUCGUUCCACAGGUCAAGUGCAAAGUAGGAGUGCCUCGAACGUCACUGUCCAGCGGUCGGGACCAUGGGAACCUUCUUUGGCCACGCCUUGCCCGGAACCUUCCUGUUCAUUUUGGGAACUCUGUGGGCCUUUUUCGCCUGGCGCAACUACGUCCGCAGCAGGGAGCAAAAGCGGCCCUACGUCUGCCGUUGCUCGUACCCGAUACCCGGUCUGUCUCAGCGCUUCAGCUUCGAAGGCAUCGCUAAGAUUGUCACCUGCUCUGUGGGUAUUGCCAACGAGGUGGCCGCGGGCAUAGAGAGCGGCUACUUCGUUCAUAUGGACAGCGCUCAGCACAUCUCCAUGUACUUUUUCUAUCUGCUCAGCGGUGUCGUCGACGUCAUGACCAACGUCCGCUUCCCUUUCCCGCCGUACACCGACUACGCGGUGCUCCUGCUGGCCGUCACCGUCGAGGGCCUGCUGUUCCACUUCCACCUGCACGGAAGAGCCCAGCUGGACGUUCUGGUCCACACGCUCCUGGUCUACAUCACCGUGGCCGAGGCGGCCUGCAUCCUCGCCGAGAUGUGUCGACCCCGAAGCGUGCUGGCGUCCCUGGGUCGCGCGUGCUUUUGCCUGUUGCAGGCAACGUGGUUCUGGCAGAUCGGAUUCAUCCUUUACAGCCCGCUACCCAAACAUCCGCCAUGGGAUGUGCAUAGCCACUCGGACAUGAUGCUGGCCGCCAGCGUGUUCACCUGGCACAUCGUGGCUGUGCUGGCGUAUCUCGGCGCUUUGGGCGCCGUGGCUUGGGCCGUGAACCGAACGUGCGGCAGGUGCUGCGAAGAUGCCUCCGCGGUGCUUCAAGACGACGAUGACCUCUGCCAAGCCCUUGUUAAAGAGUAGCCGAUGAAGUCUGCCGGCCGGGAGCUGUCCGCGGGUCACGGCGCGCCGAAGCUCAGUCACAGGGGUAAUUCUACGCAUGGCUGCCAGUGGCUGUUUUCGAGCAGACGCUCUCUCGACGCUAGCGCCGAGGUCCCCUUCAGUUACGGCCCUAACGGCAGGGCGACGCAGAAGCAAAAUGGCGGCACACGCGGUUGUUUACGUUGUCAUGGCAACAGGAACAGCAGCCGCACGGUGCCUCCUCUCCCAAACGUUUUUCUUUUCUUUUUGUUUUUAUUAUGCCAACCCGCUCCGCUCCCUUUUGCCCAUGCCGCGCACGCCGCUUACUUUGUUGUUUGCUUUUACCUGUGCGCGGCGCGUUGUGUUUUCUUUUUUCUCAAUCGCGCGCGCUGCGCCGCGCAUUGGCAUUGCUAGCGAAAUGGCGCGUAGUGCGUCUUGGGCUAUGCGUUGGCACGCACGCAGUCUCGCCCAUACUUAUAUUAUACCAACAUGUACCGGGACAUUGGAUUUGGAUUGUAAAACUAUAUUUGAGCAACACAUGUAGGGAAGGCUUUAAGCCUCCGCACCUAGACGACGGCCAGGAGUCCUUGGAACCUAGCGCCGGUUUCGGCCAGUCGGACGGUCUUCAGUUGAAUCUCCGGAUCGGAGCUGAGUAAUAAGGUCUCCCAUUGUUCUAAACACUUUAUUCUUCCCUCAGAGGGAGCCUGCGGGCAUUCCCACAGAAUGUGAUUA